This is a messenger RNA of Ostrinia furnacalis (Asian corn borer), 1932 nucleotides long. RefSeq names its product Alg3, alpha-1,3- mannosyltransferase (gene Alg3). The transcript has a single exon. Gene Ontology annotation, cellular component: endoplasmic reticulum. Gene Ontology annotation, molecular function: dol-P-Man:Man(5)GlcNAc(2)-PP-Dol alpha-1,3-mannosyltransferase activity. NCBI's taxonomy places the organism in Eukaryota, Metazoa, Arthropoda, Insecta, Lepidoptera, Crambidae. The coding region runs from base 147 to 1631 and encodes 494 amino acids. The record is from RefSeq and is a predicted model, not a curated record.
GUCUAAAAUUGGGACCGGCCGGUGCUCUGACCUAUUCUUAAAAUAGAUAAUAUUUCAGCUUAGCUUGUUCUAACUAUAUUCAGCAUUAAUGCAUUAUUAAGUGUGUAAUAUAUUAAUGCAUAAUCUCCAAUCCCACAACUUUCAUAAUGGCCGGUAGCAAUAAUAUUCAAGAGUUCUACCAUCGACAUAUCAAAAAGAUGUUUACAUGGUCCUAUUUGAAAGGCCUGGUUAUCAAUCCAGCACAGUUACCCUUGGUCGCUUUGCUCAUCAUCAUCGCAGAACUGGUAAUCAACUUAAUGGUUGUAGAACGAGUGCCUUAUACAGAAAUUGACUGGAAAGCAUACAUGCAGGAAUGCGAAGGGUUUUUGAAUGGUACGCUAGACUACAGCAAGCUACGCGGCGACACUGGUCCGUUAGUCUAUCCAGCAGGUUUUGUCUACAUAUAUUCUUUAUUUUACUUCCUUACAAAUCAAGGUGAAAAUAUUAAGCUAGCACAGUAUAUUUUUAUUGGCAUCUAUUUGUUGCAACUCUGUUUUGUGUUACGAAUUUAUAUAAAAACUAAAAAAGUGCCUCCAUAUGUCCUAGUGAUAACGAUUCUCACUUCGUACAGAAUACAUUCUAUUCAUAUUUUACGUUUAUUUAAUGAUCCAAUUGCUGUACUGUUUUUGUAUGCAUCUCUGAACUUUUUCUUAGAUUCUAAAUGGUAUUUAGGAAGUAUAAUGUAUAGUUUGGGUGUGUCAGUUAAGAUGAAUAUUAUUUUGUAUGCUCCUGCUCUCUUUUUCUUUUAUCUUGUCAACUUGGGGUAUAAAAAUACCAUAAAACAACUUUUUGUGUGUGGUCUAUUACAAUUAGUUUUAGGCUUGCCUUUUUUGAUAAGUGCACCGAUGGCAUAUUUAAAAGGAAGCUUUGACUUGGGACGUGUUUUCAACCACACAUGGACUGUAAACUAUAGAUUCUUAGAGAUAGAUAUGUUUGAAAGUAAAUGCUUUCACCUCACACUUCUGGGGAUACAUAUAAUGCUACUAAUCAUAUUUUUGCCCAUGUGCAUAAAAUAUUUCAGAAGUUAUUGUAGACUCAAAUAUGUGCAAAAACAAGUACAACCACAGAUUGAUGCUAAAAAUCUUGAAAAUAAGCGGAAAGCAAAAUUGAACAAAGAAGCCAAAAGAAAGUUAAAUAAGAAAACUGAAGAAGAAACACUGACCCAGGAGCAAGAAGAUUUCCUGAAUUCAUUUGAGUCAAUGUUAAAAAAAUCCUCUCACAAGGGUACAAAGAAGGUUCCAAAGAAACAAUUAGACAACGAGGAAACUCAUUAUAGCAUAGACUUUGAUAUACUAUCCCAACUAUUUAUUCUCCCAAUGUUUAUUGUGAACUUUAUUGGUAUUGUAUGUGCCAGGAGUUUGCAUUAUCAGUUUUACUCAUGGUAUUUCCAUAGUUUGCCUUAUCUUUUAUGGUCCACAAACUAUUCUGUAAUAGUAAGAUUUCUAAUUUUAGCCCUCAUUGAACUGUGUUGGAAUACAUACCCAAGCACUAACCUAACAAGUGCCCUGUUACAUGUUUGUCAUUUGUCUGUACUUUAUGGAGUGUACAAAAAAUUGUCUGCUGAAUUAAAAAUAGCCUCUAAAGUACAGUAAUGUUAUAAAGUAGGUUAAAUUCUUAAGUCUAUGUAUUUUUUGCUGUUUUACUUAAGUUGUUAAAAGUCACUAUUUUAAGAUAAUGUGAAAAGAAACUAUGUAAGUUACAUUUUAAAACUGGAUUAUUAGAAAGCAGGAUCAACAAACUACAUACAAAGACCUAAGUCAUUGUAGCUUCUUCCAUUAAUUAAAUGCCCAGACAUUUAUUAUUUCUUUGUAAGGUAAUAAAAAGUGUGUUCAUAUUAUACAAAUUACUUAAUAGUACAUACGGUAUGUAGAGCUGUUACAUUAUUUUUAUACA